Messenger RNA from Trichophyton rubrum CBS 118892, 588 nucleotides. RefSeq names its product serine/threonine protein kinase. The record is from RefSeq and is a predicted model, not a curated record. Lineage: Eukaryota; Fungi; Ascomycota; Eurotiomycetes; Onygenales; Arthrodermataceae. Gene Ontology annotation, biological process: protein phosphorylation. Bases 1 to 588 code for a protein of 195 amino acids. The transcript is spliced from 2 exons. Gene Ontology annotation, molecular function: ATP binding; protein kinase activity.
AUGCGCAUUGAAGCUCGGGUUUAUAAAAUACUUGGUACUCAUCCGCGGGUGCCGAAACUGCUAAGUUGGGAUCCGGAGAUAUGUUGCAUCAGGAUGGAAUACGUGACCCACGGCAGUUUAAAGGAUUACAUGGACAAGAAUGAGGAGAAGUUAUCUCCCGAGCUCCGUCUUCGAUGGGCGAAACAAACCGCAGAAGGACUCACUCUUCUUCAUUCUCAUGACAUACUUCAUUGCGACAUUUCACCUCGGAAUUUCCUACUGGAUGAGAACUUGGAUCUCAAAAUAUCUGAUUUCGGUAGUGUUUCAAUUUCUGGCGCUGAGCCAACUGCUACUGCAGGAACAAGGUUCAGAUGGCCUGUGAUGGACUGGGAUAUUCCUCCCACGGUUGAAGAUGAUUUUUUCAGCCUUGGAUCGUUGAUCUACUUUAUUAUGAGUGGGGUGUAUCCUUACAAGGACACAGCCAGUGAUGAAGUAGAAAAUGACAUUAUAUGUCGAUGCUGGUACCGAAAGACAACGGCUGGAGAAGUAUUCAACGCUCUGGAACACGUUUCACGCCAACAUAUUGCUGGAGUCAUAUCUGGAUUGUGA